AUGGACGGCCUGCUCCUGCCUGUGUCGUUACUGCUGCUGCUCAGGGCCUCAGGCCUGUGGGGGCAGAGCCCAGGGCCUGGGGGCCCCUCGGGAGAGCCCCGGAAGGAGGAGGUUCCCGAGGAGGAUGGGAUCUUGGUGCUGAGCAGCCGCACCCUGGGCCUGGCCCUUCGGGACCACCCUGCACUGCUGGUGGAGUUCUAUGCCCCGUGGUGUGUGCACUGCAAGGCACUGGCCCCAGAGUACAUCAAGGCAGCUGCCCUGCUGGCAGCAGAGUCAGCCACAGCCAGGCUGGCCAAGGUGGAUGGGCCUUCUGAGCCAGAGCUGACCGAGGAGUUUGCUGUGACAGAGUACCCCACACUCAAGUUCUUCCGUGACGGGAACCGCACACACCCGGAGGAAUAUACUGGCCCCCAGGAGGCUGAGGGCAUCGCCGAGUGGCUGAGGCGGCGGGUGGGUCCCAGCACUACACGUCUGGAAGAUGAGGAGGGUGCCCAGGCGUUGAUAGAUGCCCAGGAUGUGGUGGUCAUUGGCUUCUUCCAGGACCUGCAGAACGAGGAUGUGGCUACCUUCCUGGCUCUGGCCCAGGAUGCUCUGGACAUGACCUUUGGCCUCACCGACCAGCCACAGCUCUUUCAGAAGUUUGGCCUCACCAACAACACUGUGGUCCUUUUUAAGAAGUUUGACGAGGGGCGGGCAGACUUCCCAGUAGACGAGGUGGGCCUGGACCAGGAUGACCUGUCCCGCUUCCUCCUCACGCACAGCAUGCACCUGGUCACUGAGUACAACCUCCAGACGUCCCCCAAGAUCUUUGCGGCCAGGAUCCUCAACCACUUGCUGCUGUUCAUCAACCAGACGCUGGCCCUGCACCAGGAACUGCUGGCGGGCUUCAGGGAGGCGGCACCUCCGUUCCGGGGGCAGGUGCUGUUCGUGGUGGUGGACGUGGGUGCCGACAACAGCCAUGUGCUACAGUACUUUGGGCUCAGAGCGGAGGAGGCCCCUACCCUACGCUUCAUCAACAUGGAGACCACUAAGAAGUACAUGCCUGCAGACCAGGAACUAAUCACUGCCACCUCAGUAGCCGCCUUCUGCCACUCAGUCCUCGGAGGCAAGCUCAAGCCCUAUCUUCUGAGCCAGGAGGUCCCCCCCGACUGGGACCAGCAUCCAGUCAAGACCCUCGUGGGCAAGAAUUUUGAGCAGGUGGCUUUUGAUGAAACCAAGAAUGUGUUUAUCAAGUUCUAUGCCCCAUGGUGUACCCACUGCAAGGAGAUGGCACCGACCUGGGAGGCACUGGCUGAGAAGUACAGGGACCACAAGGACAUCAUCAUUGCCAAGCUAGAUGCCACAGCCAAUGAGCUGGAAGCCUUCCCUGUGCAUGGCUUCCCCACCCUCAAGUACUUCCCAGCAGGGCAGGGUCAGAAGGUGAUUGACUACAGAGGCCCCCGGGACCUGGAGACCCUGUCCAAGUUCCUGGAUAGUGGGGGCACGCUACCUGAAGAGGAGCCCGCUGAGGAGCCCUUAGCCCCCUUCCUGGUAGGUGCCUCUAUCCCAGGGUUCCGGGCUUCUGGACACGUCUCUGGAUGGGGGGUCACGGGACUGACGAGGCAGAGCUGGGCUGGAAGCUGCACCUCUGUGACCCUUUCCAGGAGACGGUAG
Messenger RNA from Artibeus jamaicensis (Jamaican fruit-eating bat), 1653 nucleotides. It is a transcript of the gene PDIA2, whose product is annotated as protein disulfide isomerase family A member 2. Lineage: Eukaryota; Metazoa; Chordata; Mammalia; Chiroptera; Phyllostomidae. Gene Ontology annotation, biological process: protein folding; response to endoplasmic reticulum stress. The transcript is spliced from 10 exons. The coding region runs from base 1 to 1653 and encodes 550 amino acids. Gene Ontology annotation, cellular component: endoplasmic reticulum. The record is from RefSeq and is a predicted model, not a curated record. Gene Ontology annotation, molecular function: protein disulfide isomerase activity.